CACAGGUACAAUGACUCCGUUAGCCACACUAGCUUAGCAUAUAAGAUGCCAUCAGAGUGUUGCGUUGCCAUGGCGAUCCAUCGCCCCCACAGUUCACGGCCGGUCAUGACGAGUGGCCUGCGGGGGUCAGAGGUCGGAAGCCAGUUGGAAGCCAGGCGUCGUCACGGAAACGGCAUCCUCCUACCUGGUGGCAGGGGGCGGAGCUACAACAUGGUGACUUUCUCUCCGAGGAAGUGAGGCGUCGCUGACAGGAAGUGAGCCAUGAUGAUGCCAAAGAGGCCUCAGACGUCUCCCGGGAGCGUCUUGUCCCUCCGAGGUUCCAGGUCUCCAGGAUCUCCCGUUGCCGCCAUCGUGGCCCGCGUGGAGGACGGCGUGAUCGAAUACAAGGACCUGGCGGCGCUCCCGCGGGACAAAGCCAUCCUGGACAUCGAGAGGCCGGACCUGAUGACGUAUCGUCCGCACUACACCUACACGCCACUGACGUCCUUCUCCCCGCCCACCUCCCCCGAGAACCUCCUCAAGGAGGCCAAGGAGUGGCUGGCAGGAAGUUCUCCUGCAUGUUCCUCACCUGGUUCCCGCAGCAGGAAACACAGCGCCAACACACCACCACCUUCCUCCUCCUCCUGCUCCUCCUCCUCACCGCACACACAACACACACCACACACACCACACACAACACACACACCACACACAACACACACACCACACACACCACACACACAACACACACAACACACACCACACACACAACCUUCUAAGACCCUACAACACUUCCACAAACCUGACGAUGGCAGCAACAUGUACAAGAAACCUCCAAUCUACAAACAAGGCGUGGCCCCCCCCGCCCCCCCCGCAGGCAAGCACUUGGAGGAGCUGAUCAUCGAGUGUUCCAAGUUCCCGGCCGCCCAGCCUCCAGACCCCAGACUGCCGUCCAAGAUGGAGAGUGACUACUGGCCCUGUCCUCCCUCCAUGGCCGUCUUUGAGAUGGAGUGUCGCAGGAACGAGGCCAGGGACCAGGACCAGGACCAGGACCAGGACCAGGACCAGGUGUGGCUGGCAGCUGGUCCUCCCGAGUCCGGCUCAACUCAGAUCCAGUCCAACCUGGCAAGGAUCCUCCUGAGGGAGCAAGUGGACCAGUCGGCUCCUCUGAAGAGGAAAAGUCGCUCCCUGCCUGAGCGCAGCCAGCACGCAGGGGCCGCCACUUCCAGGUCUGUUUAUUUCCCAGCAGCCUCUGGGACAGGCUUGUCCAGGCUUCAGUCAGCAGAAUUUGGCCCCUCGCAAAAGCCCGCCGCAGGUGUUCAGGUAGUGUUUCCUCCCCGUCGUGCGUGCUGUCGGCCAUGUUGUGGUGAUGUUUGUGUGCUUGUGUGUCAGAACGGCGACUCCAGGAUGGACCGCGGCAUCUCGCUGCCCGCCAUGACGGAGCUGCAGAUCUACCCGUAUGAGACGCUGGUGGUCCGGCACCGAGGGCGGAGCAAGCUGCCUCCUGGCGUGGACAGAACCCGGCUGGAGAGACACCUGUCGCGGGAACAGUUCCUCAGCGUGUUCGGGAUGACGCCGGAGGACUUUGAGCAGCUUUCUCUGUGGAAGAGGAACCAGAAGAAGAAGAAGGUGUGUCUCUUCUGACCGACAACAGGCCACGCCCCCUCGCCGCCGCCGAGAAGCCAGCUUUUGUAAAACGUGCAAACACGGUGACGUCUUUUGCCGAACGAUCCCCUUUAAAGAUGGCCGCAGGAAAGCAAUAAAGUCAUCAAUGAUGUCAUCAGGGAGCGCCCACCAUGCAGGUCAAAGGUUGCAAUGAUGUCACCUUAUACUGUGUCCAAUCAGAUGGCUGGCAUCUCACCUUUACGCCUGCGCGGGCAUUGAUAUGAUAUGCUGUGAUGUUUUGACCAGGCUUCUCUUCUGAUUGGCUGAGUUGAUGCCGCCCACUCUUGAUUUCUGAUUGGGUGAAUUGACUCCGCCCACUCUUGAUUCCUGAUUGGGUGAAUUGACUCCGCCCACUCUUGAUUUCUGAUUGGGUGAGUUGACUCCACCCAUUCUUUUCAUUUCGGAUUGUGUGAGUGGACUCCACCCACUCUUGAUUCCUGAUUGGGUGAAUUGACUCCGCCCACUCAAUGAUUUCUGAUUGGGUGUAUUGACUCCGCCCACUCUUGAUUUCUGAUUGGGUGAAUUGACUCCGCCCACUCUUGAUUUCUGAUUGGGUGAGUUGACUCCACCCAUUCUUUUCAUUUCGGAUUGUGUGAGUGGACUCCACCCACUCUUGAUUCCUGAUUGGGUGAAUUGACUCCGCCCACUCAAUGAUUUCUGAUUGGGUGUAUUGACUCCGCCCACUCUUUGAUUUCUGAGUGAGUUGACUCCGCCCACUCUUUCAUUCCGGAUUGGGUAAAUUGACUCCACCCACUCUUGAUUUCUGGGCAAAUUGACUCCGCCCACUCUUGAUUUCUGAUUGGGUGAAUUGACUCCGCCCACUCUUGAUUUCUGAUUGGGUGAGUUGACUCCACCCAUUCUUUUCAUUUCGGAUUGUGUGAGUGGACUCCACCCACUCUUGAUUCCUGAUUGGGUGAAUUGACUCCGCCCACUCUUGAUUUCUAAUUGGGUGAAUUGACUCCGCCCACUCUUUGAUUUCUGAGUGAGUUGACUCCGCCCACUCUUGAUUCCUGAUUGGGUGAAUUGACUCCGCCCACUCUUGAUUUCUGAUUGGGUGAAUUGACUCCGCCCACUCUUGAUUCCUGAUUGGGUGAAUUGACUCCGCCCACUCUUGAUUUCUGAUUGGGUGAAUGACUCCGCCCACUCUUUGAUUUCUGAGUGAGUUGACUCCGCCCACUCUUUCAUUCCGGAUUGGGUAAAUUGACUCCACCCACUCUUGAUUUCUGGGCAAAUUGACUCCGCCCACUCUUGAUUUCUGAUUGUGUGAGUCGACUCCACCCACUCUUUCAUUCCGGAUUGGGUGAGUCGACUCCACCCACUCUUUAAAUUCUGAUUAGAGGAGCUGAUUCCGCCCACUUUUUUAUAUUUCUGAUUGGGUGAGUUGACCCCGCCUACUCUUUGAUUUUUGAUCAGGUGAGGUGAGUUGACUCCGCCCACUCUUUGAUUUCUGAUUGGGGGAGUUGACUCCGCCCACUUUUUGAUUUGUGAUCUGGUGAGCUGACAUCUGGUUGAGUUGACCCCGCCCACUCUUUGAUUUCCGAUGGGGUGCGUCGACCCCGCCCACUCUUCCUUCAGCGUCCGCAGGAAGUGAUGAUGUUUGAAGUGUGAUGUCACAUGCUAAAGGAGCUAACAUAGAGACAAUGCUAAUGCUAACGUUGAUGGACAUGUAUUGCACUUGUUGACAAACCUGGACUGGAUAUGAAGAUUGUAGGUCAUGUGACCUCAAUAUAUCGCUGCCUGAAGAAGCAUCAGCACGUGUUGCCUAGCAACCACGUGGUCAUUGGCAGCACAACAAGUGUUUGCCACGAAUGUUUGCUGCAUGGAUGACUUUCUGCAUCUUUCAAGAACUAAUAAAACAAAGUUCCGACAUCUUUA
Nerophis ophidion (straightnose pipefish) is the source of this 3519-nucleotide messenger RNA. Its product is annotated as dematin-like. The record is from RefSeq and is a predicted model, not a curated record. Gene Ontology annotation, biological process: cytoskeleton organization; actin filament bundle assembly; lamellipodium assembly. NCBI's taxonomy places the organism in Eukaryota, Metazoa, Chordata, Actinopteri, Syngnathiformes, Syngnathidae. Gene Ontology annotation, cellular component: plasma membrane; actin cytoskeleton. The coding region runs from base 262 to 1623 and encodes 453 amino acids. The transcript has 15 exons. Gene Ontology annotation, molecular function: actin filament binding.